Aspergillus wentii DTO 134E9 is the source of this 1629-nucleotide messenger RNA. RefSeq names its product putative carboxylesterase. NCBI's taxonomy places the organism in Eukaryota, Fungi, Ascomycota, Eurotiomycetes, Eurotiales, Aspergillaceae. Bases 1 to 1629 code for a protein of 542 amino acids. The record is from RefSeq and is a predicted model, not a curated record. The transcript has 4 exons.
AUGGAAACAUCUCAACAUCCCCAUAUCCAAUCUCUUGGCCAAAGAGGCUACAUUCAAGGCACCACUAUCGUCUCCAAAUCCACCAAUUCCCCUCUCUGUCACUACUUUGGUGGUCUCCGCUACGCCCUCCCCCCCGCACAACGAUGGCGCAGAGCUCACCCCUUGCCGUCAAGUUAUACAUACGGAACCAAGGAACAGCCCGGUCGGCAUGAUGGGAAGGCCGGUGUCUGUCCUCAGCCUGGAUUCCGAGGCCCUGCAGAUGAGACCGGUUGGUCCGAGGAUUGCUUCCAGUGUAAUGUUUGGGUUCCUGUUGGGGAAGCUCCCAAAGAGGAAUGGCCGGUAUUCGUCUUUCUCCAUGGCGGUUGGCUGCAAUUCGGCACCCCAAACAGCGUCUCCCUGUCGGCCUUGUUGAGUGAGACGGAUUUCAAAGCCAUCAUUGUCCUACCAGCCUAUCGUCUCAACGUCUUUGGCUUCCUCUACUCGUCUGAGCUUGAGCAAGACGCUGUCUCUGCUGGUGAGACUGUCGGUAACCAUGGCUUCUGGGAUCAACGACUGGCGCUGGAAUGGACCAAGGAAAACAUUCAUCUCUUUGGCGGAAACGCAGCCAAUAUCACCAUCUCGGGCUAUUCAGCCGGCGCAUACUCCGUCUUCCACCAGUUAGCCUACGACCUCCGACUCCCUAAGGAUAUAUCUCUCGUCAAACAAGCCAUCAUCUGGUCCAACGGUCCCGCCGUGCAAUCCAAAAGCCCCUCCGAAACCCAACUCCAAUUCAACCAAUUCCUCUCCGCCCUGAAUAUCCCCUUCUCCCUCCCUGCCUCGGAGAAAAUAGCCCGUCUCCGCGCCCUCCCCGCCAAGGCCCUCCUCUCCGCGGCCUCCAGCAUCGACAUCCAUCAAUUCCGUCCCACCACUGACUCCGCCUUCAUCCCCGCCUCCCUCUUCCAGUCCCUGGAUAACGGCGACUUUGCCCGGCGCGUCGCCGAGCGCAACGUCCGCAUCAUGCUCGGCGAGUGCCGCGACGAACACUCCCUCUACGGAAUCUGGUACCCCCCAUCUAGCAACUCCCUCCCUGCCCUCCGUCAACGUCUCCUAGCAGACUACCCACGUCGUGUCGUUGACACCCUCAUCAACCACUACUACCCAGCUGGCCAACUCCCCGCCGACUGCAAGAACUGGGACAGCGAUGCCUUUGGCCGCAUCUACGCCGACAUGCAGGUCCACAAGAUGCAGCGCGGACUCGUCCACGCCCUUGUCACGGGCGGUGCCGCACACUGUCUCUACCGGUAUCGUAUCGAGUACCGGCUGAAGUGCGCCGACCACGCCGUGCCCCCCGAAUGGGGCGUCACGCACGUCACGGACCAGUAUAUGUGGUUCUGGGGUAAUGGGGAUGUUCUGGAAGCUGGGGAGAAGGAUCUUGUAAAGCAGGCCUUUCUUGAAUCUCUGGCCAGGUUCGUUCGGGGUGAUGCGGAGAUCAAUUGGGGUACCGGUAGUUAUCGGGAAGUGAGGACCCUCAAACCCGAUGGUUCCGUGGAGAUCUCCAACGACGCCUUGUGGGACGAUGCGCUGCGGGUCUGGAAGGCGUUGCGGGAGGUUGGAGAACCGAUGGAGGCUGUCAGUGCCGUUAAACUAUGA